AUGUUGUUCUCUUCUCACGGUCUUCUUGCCUGUUCGCUCACCACGUUUGUUUUCUCAGGUGCUACGGUUGCCGAUGAUGCGAGGUCAAGAGCGCAGGAUGCUCUGAACACGCUUCAAGGCUGGUACAAUAACGGUACUGGUCUCUGGGAUACAUGUGGAUGGUGGAAUGGCGCCAAUGCCAUGACUGCUAUUGCUGAUCUAGCUUUGGUUGAUCCGUCUGUCAUGGACACCGCGACCUACGUUUUCAACAACACAUUGAUCAAGGCUCCUGCCCAGAACCCUCACCCGGGCCCCGAGAUCAAGAGCAAAAGUGCGCGUGAUUUGAACAUGCGGGUAAACAGCGCUGUCAAUGCCUCGGAGUGGGUUGAUUCGGCCUAUGAUGAUGACGCAUGGUGGGCCCUUGCAUGGAUUGCUGCGUACGAUGUCACCGAGGACAACCAAUAUCUUCAGCUGGCGGAAGGAAUUUUCGAUGACUUGACCAAGGCUUGGGGUACCCGCUGCAGUGGCGGUGGCAUUCCAUGGAACCCGAGCAACACCUACGUCAACGCAAUUACCAACGAGCUCUUCCUCUCUACCGCAGCACACCUUGCGAAUCGCGUGUAUUCGAGGAAACAGUACUACGUCGAUUGGGCACAGAAGGAGUGGAACUGGUUCGUGGCCCAGGGCUUCAUCGGUGCAAACAACACCAUCAACGAUGGACUUUUACAAAACUGCCAAAACAACGGUGCCACCGUCUGGUCCUACAACCAAGGUGUUGUCCUCGGCGGCCUCGUCGAGCUGAACAAGGCCGCACCCAACGACACUUACCUCGAGUUCGCUAACAAAAUCGCAAAGGCCGCAAUUGAGACCUUGACCGACUCCAACAAGGUCUUACAUGACUGGUGUGAGCCCAACAACUGCGAGCCCGACGCGACUCAAUUCAAGGGCAUUUUCAUGCGCAACUUGCAAAUGCUGCAGCGCGUAUCACCCCACGACAUCUACAAGGAGGUGAUCAUCAGCUCUGCGAACAGUAUCUGGGCCAACGACCGAAACGCAAAGGGUCAACUCGGCGUUGAUUGGUCUGGUGCGCCGAGCGAUCCCACGAAUGCUUCUACUCAGAGUUCUGCAUUGGAUGCCCUGGUUGCCGCUAUUUCUGUUUGA
Molecule: messenger RNA, 1140 nt
Organism: Penicillium cinerascens
Lineage: Eukaryota; Fungi; Ascomycota; Eurotiomycetes; Eurotiales; Aspergillaceae
Product: putative glycosyl hydrolase
Exons: 3
Coding region: 1-1140 (379 amino acids)
Biological process (GO): carbohydrate metabolic process
Source: RefSeq, a predicted model, not a curated record